Gekko japonicus is the source of this 2111-nucleotide messenger RNA. It is a transcript of the gene DMRT2, whose product is annotated as doublesex and mab-3 related transcription factor 2. The coding region runs from base 1 to 1410 and encodes 469 amino acids. The record is from RefSeq and is a predicted model, not a curated record. Gene Ontology annotation, biological process: sex differentiation; regulation of transcription by RNA polymerase II. Gene Ontology annotation, cellular component: nucleus. Gene Ontology annotation, molecular function: RNA polymerase II cis-regulatory region sequence-specific DNA binding; DNA-binding transcription factor activity, RNA polymerase II-specific. NCBI's taxonomy places the organism in Eukaryota, Metazoa, Chordata, Lepidosauria, Squamata, Gekkonidae. The transcript has 6 exons.
AUGUCGUCUCCCCAGCCCCAAAGACCACGCGCCCGCCGAACUCGGCAGAACAGACUCCUGAGCGAACACGACGCAGAUGUUCCGCCGCUGCCAUCCGACGUGGGCUUAGCCACGACGGGAACGGGAGGCGUCAGGGUCGAGAGCCGGCGGGGACUGAAUGCGGCUACCGGCUGCCUCUGCGACCAGCCCGGGGCGCGUCGCUUGGGUGAGUGUGCGUCGACUCGGGGGAUGCCUCUCUGGCUCACUGUGCAAAUGACAUCCCGCAGCGAAGUAGGCUUCACCAGUCUCUGUCCGGGAGGGCAAGAGAAAGAGAUCAUUUUUGUGCAUGCUUUUAAUUGGGAUAAGAAGGGGCUUACAGGGAAACAAGCUAACUUUGAGCGGAAGACAGUGUACCAGAGGCAUGUCCGAACACCAAGCUUGCUGGCCAAAAGCAUUUUGGAAGGUUAUCGUCCCAUUGCAGCAGAUCCCUACCUUGGAGGGAAUUCACCCUUGCCGCCUCCUGUGAGUGACAGGAUGAGAAAAAGACGAGCUUUUGCUGACAAAGAACUGGAGAAUAUCAUGCUUGAAAGGGAGUAUAAAGAAAGGGAAAUGAUGGAAGCUACUCAAGCUGCUGCCUUUUUUCUGCCAAACCGUAUGGGGCAUGGGUCUGAAUAUAACUCUUAUAAAACUGCCUUUAGCCCUAAUCAGAUUGAAGCUUCCAAUAAGGAGUUUUGCAACUUCUUGCCAACCUGCCUGGAUCUAACAAUGCAGUAUUCAGGUUCAGGGAACAUGGAACUGAUUUCAUCAAAUGUGAGUGUAGCUACUACCUACAGGCAGUACCCUAUACCCUCUAGGCUUCUGGUGUGGCCCAAGUGCGGUCCCCUGAAUGAUGCCCUUCUCUAUCAACAGUGCCUUCUAAAUGCUACCACAGUCCAAGCCCUCAAACCUGGGGCAGUCUGGGACUCCAAAGCGUCACAAGAAACUCAACCAUCUCAAAAUGAACUCCAACAGACCCCUCAGGAGAAUCGUGAGAGAUCAGCCUUCUCACCUCCUAUGAGGACUUUCUCACAUAUCUCUGAAAAGGAUUCUCUGGCUGCUCAAGAACACUCCCUCAGGAAGAUCAACAAAGAAAGUAUCAAACCACAUCUGCCACCCCCGCUGAAAUAUAGCCCAUUCCAUUCAUUAUUCCAACAGGCGUUACACAACAAAUCGGGGCCUGAAGUAAAAACAUUCGAUGAGGCAUCCAAAAAGUACCGAGAAUUUCCCAUCAAAGAAAGUCAAAAAUACAAAUUUGCCAUAGACAGAUAUGCUAAAGACUUUUUGGGGACCAAACAAAUUAUAACAAAACUCUCAACAAAUGAGCCCCUGUCAUUUUCAGUUGAAUCCAUUCUCAAACGACCGUCUUCGAUGGUCACCAAUGUUACCCAAUAGUUGGAUAAUGCAAUCCUCAAAUGACCCACAGUAGUGUAUUUGCACUUAAGGAUGUAAUCCUAACCAUUUUUACCAGGAACUGAAUCAAUUUUGAUUUAGUGGAAAUUACUUUUUAAAUGUAUUUAGGAUUGGUAUGCAUAUAAUUUUAUGCUGCAGUCCAAAAUUUACAUGGAAGCUACCUUUAUUUUGUUGGGAAUUAUGUUUAAGUAAAGUGAUUUAGGAUUACCACUAAAGUUGCCAACAUGUCUGGAGAACAAUUGGAUGUGAUUUGCUAGGUGAUGUUAUUUACUUCCAUGCCAUGAAAAACUUCAGCUGGCCAUUUCUACAUAUCAUGCAUAUACGGUAUUAAGGGACAAAGCAUUUGCCUGUUGGCAGCCCCAGUGACCACUGAGGAUUGUUUUAUUAACCUCAGAUGAGCUCCAUAGUGCUAAUAUAUUUUAGAGCAAAUACCCUUUCUUAAAGGAUUUGUAGAUUGGUUGGUUCUCACAGUUGUCAUCCUCACCAUGUAUUAUUUAUAAAGACACUAAUAUACUUGGUGCUGUACAGAAAUAAAAAUAACAUGUUUCCGCCUGCAGAUCUGAGGCAAAAGAAGAGGGGACUUAAGGGGAAAAGAUGAUUUCCAUGUUCUUUAUAAAGUUGCUAUCCCUUUCCUUACCAAAAUUUUGUAUAAAAGAGUUCAGGAUGUAAAUCUUUGUUUUAAA